UUUUUUCGUUGAAUUCUCUAUUUGUAGUUUGAUUGGUCUAUUGUAGCUAAGAGUUGAAAAAAAAAGAAUUAACCAAAACGAUGACUGAUGGACAAGGAAUACCAAUGCAGCAAACUGGUUACACUCCCGUGCCAGUGGUCGCAGUUCAACCAGCACCUACGAUGGAGACCACAACAACGGUUGUUGUAACUCAGCCAACUGAAAUUGAAUGGGGUUCUGGCAUCUGUUACUGCUUUGACGAUAUCAAGAGCUGUUGCUGUUCUCUAUGGCUUGGAAAUUGUUUCUAUGCAUGCAUUGCAAAACGUAUGGGAGAUAACUGCUGUGUAGGUUGCAGUGGAUAUCCUGCUGGAUGUGUUCCCGGAGGUCACUUAGCUAUGAGAUCGGCAUUCAGAAAUAAACACGGAAUUCAGGGUACAAUAUGUGAUGAUUGCUGCAUCUCUACUUUCUGCCUUCCAUGUGGAAUGUGUCAACUUUCUCGCGAAAUGGACCGAUACGGAUAUCCAGAAACCAACUCGUGUUGCUAGUUAUCUAAUAGUGGAAAUAUUUACAUAAAUACUGUAAUAUGUACUAUAUAAACUUCUUUCAAUGCAAAGUGGCUCAAAAUGCAUUACGUUAAUACAUGUUUGAAUAAAUAGUCGCGUACACAUUUCUGGCUGUCAUAUAAAUAUAGGUAGAUUUCACGUUUUUCGCACAUAUUUAUGAGUAGUAUAGAAGUGAAAGUUUGUGACUUCACGAUAUAAUAUCAUAAUUGUGGUAUUUUACACGACGAUAAAAUUACUGUUGCAUUUUAUUGGAUGCAUUGUAUAAUAAUUCCUCUAAUAAUCCCAUAAAAUGCCAUAAUAAAAAAAAUGCAAGUUUAAACAUUAUAUUUAGUCAUAACUUUAUUUAAAUACAGAUUUAAAUACACCCAUCCUCCUCUUUACUGGUGCUUAUUAUACAAUACAUUUUAGGUUAGAUGGUCUAGAAUUUGGAUUUCGAUAUAAUCUUCUAUUGUUGAAAAUCUCCCAAAGCGAUGACAUUCAAUUUACAUGACAAGCCACUGCUGUCGAAUAAAUUCUCUGAAUUUGAAAAAUACGAUUUUGUUGUCUGUAUUCUACGCUCACAACACGGAGCCAUUGAAUUAUACGGAAUCCGUAAGAUACUGAAUAAGUAUCUUAAAAAUCAUUCCGCUUGUUCAAUUUCGUAGAAAAAAUGCCUGUAUUUGGCGCCCUCGUGCGUAUACAAAAUGUCAUACCAAUAUUGCUUCCUGCCGGUAUAAUACAAUCAUCGUCAAAUCAGGGAGAAGAAUAUUGCAUUACUGAAUGAUGUUUCAAAAUACGUAUUCAUUGUUAUAUUAUUCGAUUGAACAUUUGAAGUAUACCUGGUGAACGCGAACCGUCAGUUAAAUUUUGGGUGCUUCCGAAGUAUGUGAACCAAGAUAGUGGGAACCGGAACGUAGUAUGUGUACCAGGUUAGGAUUGGGCAAUACUUUCAGGUACAAAUACUACGGGAAUCACUUGGCUAGUCCUCGAACUCGUAAUAGAACUAAAAUACAAAAAACUAGCAUAAAAUUAUGACCUAACCUUAACCUGGUACACAUACAGGGUUCGAGUGUCCGCCAUCAUGGUUCACAUACUUCGGGUACCUUAAUUUUUAGGGUUAUUUUGAAAUGAAAAGUCAUGUAUCAAUAUAUCAAAUAUAAAAAAUCAUAGACUGCGAACGUUUGCAAGUUAUCUUCUCCAAAUAUUUAUGGUCCCAUGAUAUAAUUCAAUACGAUGCAAUAAAACUUGAAUUACACUGGAAUUUUGAUUUAUUAAA
Styela clava is the source of this 1797-nucleotide messenger RNA. Its product is annotated as placenta-specific gene 8 protein-like. The record is from RefSeq and is a predicted model, not a curated record. NCBI's taxonomy places the organism in Eukaryota, Metazoa, Chordata, Ascidiacea, Stolidobranchia, Styelidae.